This is a messenger RNA of Neogale vison (American mink), 867 nucleotides long. It is a transcript of the gene EXOSC5, whose product is annotated as exosome component 5. Gene Ontology annotation, cellular component: cytoplasmic exosome (RNase complex); nucleolus; nuclear exosome (RNase complex). Gene Ontology annotation, biological process: poly(A)-dependent snoRNA 3'-end processing; rRNA catabolic process; nuclear mRNA surveillance. Bases 93 to 788 code for a protein of 231 amino acids. The record is from RefSeq and is a predicted model, not a curated record. The transcript has 6 exons. NCBI's taxonomy places the organism in Eukaryota, Metazoa, Chordata, Mammalia, Carnivora, Mustelidae.
CAGUGGAUACGCAGCCUGAACGCAAAGGCGCGCUUUAGGGCGGAAGCGGGAGUCCCCGGCUGCACGUGGGGUCUGGGGCGGUGGAGGGGGCGAUGCAGGCUGACGCCAAGAUCCGCACAGAGUCCGCGACAGAGUCCGGCCCACGGGGCCCGAGCUGCAGCCUCCGGCACUUUGCUUGUGAACAGAACCUUCUGUCUCGGCCUGAUGGCUCUGCCUCUUUCCUGCAAGGGGAUACAUCGGUCCUGGCGGGCGUGUACGGACCAGCUGAGGUGAAGGUCAGCAAAGAGAUCUUCAACAAGGCCACCUUGGAGGUGAUCCUGAGACCGAAGAUCGGGCUGCCUGGCGUCGCAGAGAAGAGCCGGGAGCGGCUGAUCAGGAACACGUGUGAAGCUGUGGUCUUGGGAACACUGCACCCCCGCACCUCCAUCACUGUGGUGCUGCAGGUUGUCAGCGAUGCUGGCUCUCUGCUGGCCUGUUGCUUGAACGCCGCCUGCAUGGCGUUGGUGGACGCGGGGGUGCCCAUGCGGGCCCUCUUCUGUGGCGUCACCUGCGCUUUGAACGCGGACGGGACCCUUGUGCUGGAUCCCACGGCCAAACAAGAGAAGGAGGCCCGGGCCGUCCUGACCUUGGCGCUUGACAGCGUGGAACGGAAGCUGCUGAUGUCCACCACCAAGGGGCUCUACUCCGAUGCUGAGCUCCAGCAGUGCCUGGCUGCGGCCCAGGCUGCCUCGCAACACGUCUUCCGCUUCUACCGGGAAUCGCUGCAGAGGCGUUACUCCAAGAGCUGAGACAAGCCAGGGCAGGGCACCUUUCCCGCCACCGCUGCCACCACCCACUACCUCCGUGGAAAAUAAACCAGCAGCCGGC